Molecule: messenger RNA, 260 nt
Organism: Cetraspora pellucida
Lineage: Eukaryota; Fungi; Glomeromycota; Glomeromycetes; Diversisporales; Gigasporaceae
Source: the annotation of a GenBank genome assembly
UAAAUAUGAAAAGGCAACAAAACUCUUACAUGGUCAAAGAAAAAAGUAAAGUUAUAGAAUUGGCACAUCGUACUUCAAAUAAAUUUGCUGCUUACCACUAUUCUCUUGAUUUAACGAUGAUAAUGGAGCUUCUUAAAGAUGGUUUCGCAGUUAAUCAUUCUAGUAUUAAAACGAAAAUGGUUGAAAUUAUGAGAUCAAGUGCAAGACUAGCUCAAGAUAAGGCAGAGAAGUUAGCAAUUGCUAAUUUUAAGUUUUCAUAG